Molecule: messenger RNA, 1814 nt
Organism: Ilex paraguariensis (yerba mate)
Lineage: Eukaryota; Viridiplantae; Streptophyta; Magnoliopsida; Aquifoliales; Aquifoliaceae
Source: the annotation of a GenBank genome assembly
GCCACAUUCACGGCGCCUCAAAACAAUGAAAGACCCAAAGAACAACCAAACCCAGAUCACAAACCCUAACAAACCCUUCACAGAGCUCCUCUGGUUCUUCUUAAUCGCAUCAUGUAUCAAAUUCCUCUUAAUUCCAGCCUACCACAGCACAGACUUCGAGGUCCAUCGCCACUGGUUGGCUCUCACUCACUCUCUCCCUCUCUCCCAAUGGUACUCCGACGAGACCAGCCCGUGGACUCUGGAUUACCCACCAUUAUUUGCUCAUUUCGAACACUUCCUCUCCCUCUUUGCCCAGUUCAUUGAUCCCACCAUGGUCCACCUCCAAAACGGCCUCAGUUACAAGUCCCAUCUCACCAUUUUCUUCCAGAGAGUCUCAGUAAUCGUCUCUGACAUCGUUCUGAUGUACGGAGUUUAUUGUUUGACUCGGAAUUUGGAGAGAAGAAAGCGAAAUUUUGUCUGGGUAUUGGUGAUUUGGUCACCUGGGUUGAUGAUUGUUGACCAUAUGCACUUUCAGUACAAUGGGUUUCUUUUGGGGAUUUUGUUGGUUUCUUUGGCGGCUUUGCAGGAAGGAAAGGAUUUGGUUGGUGGGUUUGCUUUCGCGGUUUUGUUGUGUUUCAAGCACUUGUUUGCGGUAGCUGCGCCGGUUUAUUUUGUUUAUUUGUUCAGGCAUUAUUGUCGGGGUGGAUUGAUUAGGGGGUUUGGGAGGUUGGUUUUGAUGGGGACUAUGGUUUUUGCGGUGUUCGUGGCGGCUUAUGGGCCUUUUGUAUAUUAUGGGCAGAUACAACAAGUUUUAAGCCGCAUGUUUCCUUUUGGUAGAGGACUCUGCCAUGCUUACUGGGCUCCAAAUUUUUGGGUAUUCUAUAUUAUUUUAGAUAAAUUGCUUGCUUUCUUGCUUAUGAGACUGGGAUUCCACAUCCAAGCACCAACAGCUUCAUUCACCGGUGGUCUAGUUGGGGAUUCCUCUCCUUUUGCUGUACUGCCUACGAUCACCCCAUUGAUCACCUUCAUUAUGGUCCUGCUUGCCAUAUCUCCCUCUCUUGUUAGGGCUUGGAGGGAUCCCCAGCCAAGGCUGAUCACUAGAUGGGUAGUCUAUGCUUAUACAUGUGGCUUUCUUUUUGGGUGGCAUGUUCAUGAGAAGGCAUCACUUCACUUUUUGAUCCCCCUCGGCAUUGUUGUACUGCAAAGCAGGGAGGAUGCCAGUCAUUACUUCUUGUUGUCCAUAGUGUCCUGCUACUCACUAUUCCCUCUUUUAUAUGAAGCUCAAGAGUAUCCAAUAAAACUGUUGUUAUUGCUUUUACAUGCCAUACUCAUGUGGCUUGGAUUUUCUGCGUAUUUCUCCAAGACCAAAGCUGCAGAAGCAAGUGACCCUGGGCAGAGAGGAGGUGAUAAAUUUGGACUGAAGAGAAGUCGUGGUUCGGGCUCCAAUGACAUAAGGUUUCGUAUUGGAUGGAUCAUGAAGGUAUAUCUACUGGGUCUUUUGGUUGUUGAGACAUGGGGACAGUUUCUACACCCUAUCCUUCUUGGUAAUAGACUUCCCUUCUUACCCCUGAUGCUGAUCUCUAUUUAUUGUGCUUUCGGUAUGAUGUACUCUUGGAUUUGGCAACUACGAAGGAUAAUUCGUUCUAUUGAUUCAUAACUUAGUCAAGUCCCUUCUGCUGGUACACAUUAGAAUUGAUUUAAACUUACAUUGCAGCUAACUGCACAGGCAUUUUAUAUUGUAUCACAUUUCUUGUAACAUUUUUGUUGGACGGUUUUGCCAAAAAAUAACUGAGACGUGUUUUGAAUCCCAUUACUUACAGGAUGCAAAAUGAUUA